Messenger RNA from Anopheles gambiae (African malaria mosquito), 1341 nucleotides. Its product is annotated as prostaglandin reductase 1. The record is from RefSeq and is a predicted model, not a curated record. The transcript is spliced from 2 exons. Gene Ontology annotation, biological process: prostaglandin metabolic process. Lineage: Eukaryota; Metazoa; Arthropoda; Insecta; Diptera; Culicidae. Gene Ontology annotation, molecular function: 15-oxoprostaglandin 13-reductase [NAD(P)+] activity; 2-alkenal reductase [NAD(P)H] activity. Gene Ontology annotation, cellular component: cytoplasm. Bases 104 to 1150 code for a protein of 348 amino acids.
GGAUGCACUCUCAACCGUCGCUCCACGCGCGUUUGUAUUGGUAUUGUUUACCCGGCGUAAUCUCAGCGGCUGUUAUUGUCUAAACACCAGGCCCACACGUAACAUGAAGUCCCUUUGGCAGCAGCUCGUCCGCCAGCGCCAGUACGCCACCGAUGCGGCCGGCGCCGCCCGCAAAUGGAUCUACGCGAAAGCGUUCCAGGGCGAACCGCACCACGGGAACUUCCGGCUGGAGACGGAACCACUGCCCGCGACCCUCCAGCCGGGCGAGUUUCUCGCCCAAGCCGAAUACCUGUCCGUCGAUCCGUACAUGCGCCCGUACAUGCUCGCCUACCCGGAGGGAUCGCUCAUGAUCGGCGGCCAGAUUGCGCGGGUAACGCGCAGCGAGAACGCCCACUUCCCGGUCGGCGCGACCGUGUUCGGCCAGUUCGGCUGGCGCACGCACACCGUCUGCGAUCCGGCCCGGCUCGAGAAGGACAAACCGUACGUGCUGCCGGAUUUCGGCGGGCUGCCGACAAGCCUCGGCCUCGGCAUACUGGGCAUGCCGGGCAACACGGCGUACUUCGGGCUGCAGGAGCUCUGCCAGCCGCAGCCGGGCGAAACGGUGGUGGUGAGCGGGGCGGCCGGCGCCGUCGGCAGUGUGGUGGGCCAGAUCGCGAAGAUUAAGGGCUGCCGGGCGGUCGGCAUCGCGGGCACGGAGGAAAAGUGCGAGUGGCUGCGGAAGAUCGGCUUCGACGCCGCGAUCAACUACAAGCGGAACGAUGUGUACGGCGAGCUGAAGAAGGCGGCACCGCGCGGGGUGGACUGCUACUUCGACAAUGUCGGCGGCAGCGUGACCGAGACGGUGCUGAAGCAGAUGAACGUGUACGGGCGGAUCGCGGUGUGCGGCGCGAUCUCGAACUACAACAGCGCGGUCGGCAAGGUGACCGACCCGCAGCGCCAGUUCGUGUUCAAGCAGCUGCGCAUGGAGGGGUUCCUGGUGUGGCGCUGGAACGACCGGUGGCUGGAGGGCAUCGAGGGCAACCUGCGCUGGAUACGGGAGGGCCGGCUGGCGUACGAGGAAACGGUCACCGAGGGGUUUGAGCGGAUGCCGGACGCGUUCAUCGAUAUGCUGCGGGGCGGCAACACCGGUAAGGCUGUGGUGAAGGUGUGAUGGAGGGGAAGGGAAGUGCGCCUGUGUGUGCGUGUGGCAUUACGCGCCUUUAACCUUUGUGUUAAGGAUCACGCAAUUUUGCAUUUUUAUUUUUCGCUUUGUGAAGUAAUGUUGUAUCCAAUUGCUAUUUUAAAUUUGAAUGCUUGAGUUAAUCCAUCAAAUUGUUGAAAAAAAAGAAACUUUAAAACCAA